This is a messenger RNA of Monomorium pharaonis (pharaoh ant), 4436 nucleotides long. Its product is annotated as LHFPL tetraspan subfamily member 6 protein. The transcript has 5 exons. NCBI's taxonomy places the organism in Eukaryota, Metazoa, Arthropoda, Insecta, Hymenoptera, Formicidae. Gene Ontology annotation, cellular component: membrane. The coding region runs from base 1501 to 2118 and encodes 205 amino acids. The record is from RefSeq and is a predicted model, not a curated record.
CGACGACGACGGACGACGGCGGCGGCGACGACGACGACGACGACGACGACGACGGCGACGACAGCGGCAACGUCGGAUAACAUUUGCGCACGUUACAUUCUUUCGUCGUCGGUCGUCUCCGUUUUCCGUUCGCUCGGGAAAGUUGUUGAGUGUCGUCGAGUGUCUUGAAAUUUAAUUUCAUCCGCCGCGCGAUCUCCCGCCUCGUGAUUUCCUCGAGGAUCCCUUUCGCGCCGCGGACGUGAGAUGAACCGCCUCGGACGAUGAGAAUACUUUGCUUUAUACAAAUGCCUCGCUUACCGGGAACGUGGCGGAGAACGAGCGCCGCGGCGUGGGUAGUGAAGCCGCAACAGUGGUCGAGGCUAUAAUUAACUGCGAGGAGAGACGAGGAAGCGUCUGGCAACGAGGUAUCAUCUUGGCGAGAACUCCGAGCCCACGAGUGGAUUCUUGAUGGAAAACUCUCUGGUGGACCCCCGGUGAAUUAGCAACGCGACGCUGAAAAGAAAAACAAAGGAUGCAACCUGCACGUUACUCGUUCCUCUGUCAGAUGUUUCUUUCUUUCUUUUUUUUUUUUAAUUAAGAGUUUCGAAUAAUUAGCCAGAUUUAAUGUGGUGACUUCGGAAAAAAAUCUGGGACGUGCGAAAGAGGAUCAUCGAUAGGCGGUGUUGAUAAGUUCAAUGAGAUAAUAAACUUCUUGAAUGUGAAUACAGCAGUUGUGUGGAAACGGAGAGCUCGAAGCAGCGGACGAACCGCGCCGUCCGGAAGGCUAAUUUUUCCUUUAUCAGUUUCCCCAGGCGUCAAUGAAAAAUUGCCACAACCCAACUUCGUCGUCACUCGGCGCGAAUCUCGCGGCGCGGGGCACGCUCCCCCGGGUGCGGGAAUUAACCGCGCGGCUCAUUUCGAGGAAGCGGUAUUCUGAGCGACACCUCGGUCGCGUUUUACGAGAGUAGUAAUUCCUCGCGGAAGCUGAAUUAACGGCUUCGCGCGCGGCCCCUCAUUGGCGGGGAGCUACAUACGGAAAAACGACGACGAGGGCCGGAUGAUUAAGAGGGAAUGAUUAAAGCACACGGGGGUGCACGAACCCGAGGAGAGAGAACGCGCCGCCAGGCACGUCCCGAUCCGCGAUUAGAAGGAGGUCGAUCGAUCCGAAAUUAACGCCUCCCCCCCCCCCUCCCCCCCGCGAGUGUCAAACAAGCCGCGACAGGAACAUCAAUACCCUAAUAAAUGUCACUCGCACGAUCGAUCGGCGCCUUUUGCCAGCCAUGACGUAAAGAGAGGGGCGAUUUAACAGCGACGAGGGUCAACGGUGUCGAGAGCCGCUGUCGAGGAUCGACUGUCCACGAUCGUGUCCAGGUAACGAUCUCCCCCGCCCCGCGGUUGUGCGUCGAAGGUUCGUUCGAUCCUGACGCCGCUUAGAGGGGUUGGUCUCCCUACAAUUAUGCACGGAUGGAGGAUGAACUGCGAUGCGUGAGGGAGAAAGACGCACUCUCCUAAACCGAUGAGAUGACAGUGCUGUGCGUGCUGUGGGCUACUCUGUCCACCGUGGCCUCGAUCCUCGCGUGCUCCGGCUUUUACCUGCCUUACUGGAUUCAGGGACGAUUGCUGGACAAGGCGGACGCGUAUUUCAGUUCCUUUCGGCGUUGCAACUACCCGCGAAUCACGCCUAACGCCACGCCUGAGAUAGUUUACGAGUGUGCAAGAUACUCCAGUUUUUGGGACAUACCGAGUGCUUGGUGGCAGGCGAGCACAGUCACGAUGGGAAUCGGCGUCGCGAUCGCAGUGAUCGGUGCCCUGAUGCUUCUGGCAGCAGCGUCAUCAUUUCUCCCGCAUAUUCUCAAGACGCCGAAGCACACGAGAAUUCUUGGCUCCUUACAAUUGCUUGCUGCAGCGAUGAUAUGCGGCGGCUUGGUCAUGUAUCCGAUAGGCUGGGAUAAUCGGGAGGUACGCGAAUCCUGCGGGAAGGGGGCCAACGUUUACAAUCUCGGGAAGUGCUCGGUGUCCUGGUCGAGUCACUUGCUGGUCGGCUCGGUGGCGUUGCUGAUGCUGUGCUUCGGCCUGAGCUUCUGCGCGGCCCGGCACAAGCCCGACGCGAACUCGCACACGGAUCCCCUGCGCAUUUGACAAUCGAGGUAUUCCCAGUCGAUACAUGCCUACGCCUCGCCGAAGACGACCACGCUCUCCAUCGUCACGGUCUGUUGAUCGCGCGCGCCUGUUGCGUGCACGCGCCGUACGUACGUGAGUACGCGACCCGCCGCCGACCGUGAAGCCGGUCCUGCAUACGCGCGACGUCGCGCACCCGAUGUUUUUUCCAAGCUGGCCGCGAGCGCGAAUUUCGUCGCGUGCUCGCGACGGUUUGACGCGUCGAUCGCCACCCUCUACGUGCCCGUUAAAGUUAAACAUUGACUCGCAGACCGGCGAGACGUAUUAUAUUAUAAAUGAGCAUCGCGGCCUCAUAGCCGUUCGACGGACGAAACGGAUUGAUGAUCGAAAUUAACGGGGUAGGUACGAGUCGACAGGUCGAUAAAUAUUAAUGGACAUGCGCGUUUCUCCAGAGAUAGAGAGAGAGAGAGAGAGAGAAAUGCUAUCCUCGACGAAACAGCGGGAGAUUCAAGGCACUCUCAACAAUCUCUUGACCAACACAGCCGCGGACAAUCGGCGAGAUUUCGGAAUUCACGUACCGAGGAAUGCGCGGAUCACGGGAGACUGAUUGAACUUUUGGCAGGUUAACGCGUACCUACCACCCUUUUCCCAGGAAUCCCUUCGAAGCACAAUCCCGCGUAUCUGUAUAUAUAAGCCCGCAACCUGCAUAUGUACGUAUGUAUAUACACGCUAGAGUGAAUCCUACAGUCCUGUCUCGCGGCAGACGGUUCGAGAGAGCCGCGCCACGGUAUUUUCCAAUUCCGUAGUAAGCCCCUGGCUGAGAGCGACGAAGCAAUUGGCAAUUCGCCUCGACGGGACUUUCAGCACUUUCAAUUCGCACGGGAAGCUCGCUCGCUCGCUCGCUCGCCCGCUCGCUGGACGAAUACACACGGUGUGGACUGGAAAGGAGCCGGACGGGGAGACGGACAUACACCCUUCCCCCUCUCACCCUGCACCCGUAUCGAGAGGGUUCUCGCAUUCAGAUGCACCGUAACGAUCACGAUAUCCGGGCUGCUGCACGCUGCUCCUCCUCCUCCUCCUUCUCUCGAGGACCGGGAAUCACUGUGUUUCCCACGGUCCGAAAAGCCUUUCGGAUAUAUCGAUCGCGCGCGGAACGUUUCGGCUCUCCAGAGAUUUGCACGUUCCUCUUAUUUAUCCUCGUCUCUCGGAUUCUCCCCUUCAAGACGCUAUUUCCUUCGUCGAAGUAAUGCGUUGGCUGAACCGUGAGUGUCGGUUUAGCGUCUCUCUUCAAAUUUGUUUGGACCUACGAUUCCCAGAUUUUAUUUCUGCCACGUUACUCUUCAUAUCUAUUAUCCCUGCGCCUUUACGAGAAAAAUAUCCUCGAUAAUUUUAAUUUUUAAUAAUGGAAGUUUGUUAUGUUGCGCGAGGGAGAGAUUCGUCGGCACUAUUUUCAACGGCAGGCGACUCUUGCCCAUAUUGAAUUGCGCGAGUGUCGAGAAAAUUGGGUUCAAGUCGGAAAGGCGGGCGGAAAAUUUAAACGGGUGGCGAAAUCCGCGUAAUUAAAAGAUAAAAGGCUCAGAGAGAAGAUUUCGGAGUUUCUGGGGUAGCUGCGGGUAGUAGUUUAUUUGUAUCGCGGCUCUCCUAUCUAAACUGUCCGCGGGCCCUCCACUUCGUUCUCUUUUUUUCAAAACGUAGGGAUCAAAAAAUCGAGUGGACUAGACUGAAUAAAAAGAAAUGCUUUUUAUUUGACGCUCUCGUUUAAGCUCGCAAACCGAUGUUUGCACAAGUGAUACGCGAGAAAUCCGUUUCAUAUUCUUAUUUCCGAAAAUUCGCUUCUGAUCUUUGAAAAUUCGCAGGCGAAAAUAUCUCGCGAUUUGAUCGCGGGAUCUCCCGGUGCGGCGGUAACGGCGUUUUCGCGAAUAUCGAGCCACCCCGUACGGCUUCCAGGUAAAAAAUAGCCUGCGGUUAUACCUGCGCGAUAUAAAAAAACGUAAUAUUCGGAGCGCGUAUGUAAGCAAAAGCGUGUAUGUGUUGGCCCCGGUGAAAUUCGCAAUUGCGGGCGCGGUUGAAUUUCACGUGCUGACGGAACGGCGCGCACAAACGAUGGCCGCGCGUUAUUCGGUGAAGGCACACCGCUAUUGGCCGGAUAAAAAUCCAAGCUGAACAAACACGCCGGAGCACGCUCCGCUCGCGCGAGUUCUCCACGCACCGCUUACUUCUUGCAUCGGAUUAAUCGGGAGCUUUUUUUCGGGCCGUGCACGCACACACACACAUGCAUACUUACGUAUUGUGCGUGCGUGAAAUAAACGGACUUGGUUCCUCCACGCACAAAAAAAGAA